Molecule: messenger RNA, 1415 nt
Organism: Oryza brachyantha (malo sina)
Lineage: Eukaryota; Viridiplantae; Streptophyta; Magnoliopsida; Poales; Poaceae
Exons: 6
Coding region: 102-1046 (314 amino acids)
Source: RefSeq, a predicted model, not a curated record
GCUUCCCCACCAGUCCACCGCGCUAAAACCUCGUCGAGUCAAAACCACCCAUGAAACCCUAAGACCCCAAUCCCCCGCCCAAUCCGCCAUUGCCCUCCCCGAUGCAGGCUUCCGCGCGCCUCUCCUCCCCCGCCGCCUCCAAGCGGGUGAUUGCGGGCGUCUCUAGCACGAUCGCGCGGUCGUGCCAUCGUACUUGCCGAGGGAAGUCGCAUGCCGCCGCGCCUCUACCUGCUCAGGAGGCUCCCAAGGGGUCGAAGAGGAUUACCAAGCAGGAGAGAAGGGUUAAAAUAGAGAAAUUUAUUGAGGAAUAUAAGGCAUCAAAUGAUGGUAAAUUCCCUAAUAUGACAACUGUUCGUCAACAUGUUGGAGGGUCUCACUACACAGUGAGGGAGAUAUUUCAGGAACUUGAGUAUAAUCAGACACAGUUACCAUUGGAUAUGUCAAAGGAAGCUCAGCUGCCUGACUCGAGUGAAUUUUCCGAGGAUUUGAAGCCCAAGGAUGACAAUGGAAAUGCCAACUUUAAGUCUGAAAGCUUUAGUGUAAACCAUGAUACAGAUGAUCUUCACCUCUCCCAGAAAGUUUCUGCUACUAGCACUGAAAUCAUUGAUAAGGCUGAAACAUUGAGAUUAGAAGAACCGCAGAUGACAUCAGGUUCUACUGAUUACACUGGAGAAACAGAAGCUGUCAAACAAGAUAUGCACGCUGCAGAUAAUUUAAAGAUCUCAAAUGAAUCAAUGUUAUCACGUCAAACAGAAAGUGGUGGCAUUAAGAAUGAAGAUUCUAUAUCAUUAGGACUAGAUACUAAAUCAGGUCCAUGUGACCAAGGACUAGGAGAAAGCAAAGGUAACAGGUUAGUACUGAAUAGUACAGAAAGUUUCAAGGAUGCCAUUGAACCAACUGCAUCGAAUCAAAUUGAAGGUGAUAAGAUGAUCAAGUCAAACAUACUAGACAGAGAAGAGAACCUCAAGCCUGAGCCAGAGAAAAGUAUUUUUGGGAGCCUGAAAUCUUUUGCUAAUGGGAUCAGAAACUUUUGGAGAAAGCUGUGAAUGUCUUGUUAUGGCUAGAAGAAACUUGCUGCUAUGAAUUUGUGAGCAUGGGGCAAAUUUAUAUUCUGCUCCUCCUUUGACCAUUUAUGAGACUGAAGCAAAUUGUAAAGUUCUCUAUGCUGCCGAACUAUGGUCUAAUUCAUUCCGUCACUUUACUGAGAAGAUAUAUAUGUGAGUAUCCAGUAUCCAUGGGGCGAUCAUAAUAAUUUUAGUUAUUGACGGGACCAGUAGUUUUGUUCUGCGGGCUGUCUUGAUAUGCCAUUACAAAUUCUUGCCUCAUAUCGUCGGAAGAACACCAGAACAUAUUGCCCCGUUUGAGAGUAGAUAGUUGAAAUUGAUGCAUUAUCUGGUUUUUGUGAUAGUUAUUUG